Molecule: messenger RNA, 912 nt
Organism: Diaporthe citri
Lineage: Eukaryota; Fungi; Ascomycota; Sordariomycetes; Diaporthales; Diaporthaceae
Exons: 2
Coding region: 1-912 (303 amino acids)
Source: RefSeq, a predicted model, not a curated record
AUGGAGAACCCAUCGAGCACCCAGCCCGGCGGCCCUGAGAAGCCUGCUGCCGCACGCUUCAGCACGCCGGCCCAGCCCGUCAACGGCCAGUACGCGCAGCAGCAGCAGCCCCAGCCGAUCGAGCUCCCCAGGGCCGAGCCAUUCAAGACCAGCAAGCCGUUCGCCGUGGCCAAGUUUGUGCUGGGCUCCUUCAACCUCGCCUUUGCCAUCAUCGCCCUGGGGCUAACACUCGGCGUCGUCACAACGUCCUUCUCGAUGGACUCGUUCAUCGGCGUCAUCAUAUGCCUCUCUCUCGCCGUCGCGUCCAUCGUCUGGCAGCUCGCCGAGCACAUCACCCUCGCCGUCCGCAGGGGCUGGCGCCCCAUCCACCCGGGCGCGCACGUGGGCGUGCACCUGGUGCUCUGGGUCCUCGCGAUCCUGGUGGCCCCCUCGCUGUACCUGAGCCUCGCGUACGAGCUGCGCGACUACACCAUCGAGUCCGACUGCGAGAGCCAGCGCGACUCCGACGGCUACUACACGGGCUCGGGCUCGAGCUCCUUCUACUGCAACUACUACAGCUUCCCGUCGCAGGCUGCUGCGAAUAAGUACUUCGGCAUGAUGGAGGCUCUCGCCGCCUUCGCGACGCUGCUGCUCAUCUCGCACUUUACGCUGUUCGUCAUGGCGUGCGUCGAGACGGAUCGGAGGCGGAAGUACGGGAAGGCGACCAAGGUCGUCUACCUUGUUGCUGCGCCGGGGCCUGUUGACGGGAGGAUGUACUACACGCCGCUCGCCACGCAGCAGCUGGUGAACAACAGGGGGUCCGUGCUUCCGCCUCAGCCUGUGCACCACCACCUCCAGCAGGAGAACGCUGACCCUGGUGCGCAUGGAUACUACGCGCCGCCCGCCGGAGUGCACCCGGGGACAGCGGUGUAG